AUGCUGCAAGAACCUUGCAAAGAAUAUUUGCAGUUCCGAACAAUGCUGAUUUUUUUUCAAGAAUUUUUCUUCACUGACUACGUGAAAUUUUCUUUUGCUGUGUCAAGGAAACCGUUUUCGUACACCAAACCCUUAGUGAACUCUACGACACCAUAUGAAGCGGGUGGUUAUAUCACGCACCACGCUGGGAGCAACUUUGCUGCGGACUAUUUCUUCUCAUCGCCUAUGAACUCAUUCGUGUUCACUGUUCAGAUUCCGACAGAAACAGAUUCGUCCUGUCAAAAUUUACUGAACAUUCUCGAAUGCCAGGUCACGGUUCCAUUAGAAUCAAGCUAUCAAUCUGGAGUCUUCCAAGCAUUUAUACGUAGCAACACAUAUGCAGCAGAGCGAUACUUGCAAAUUUACUUUGGCAACAGAGUUAGAGCGGAGAAGAUAUCAAUACUCAUGGAACACUAUACAAGAGGAAAAGUAAAAGUUUUUAAAAUGGCUUACAGUGACGAUGGUAUGAGCUGGGUAUCGGGACCGAUGAUCACAGUAGAUCAUCUAUACAAUAUAACCAUUACAAGACCACUAGAAUCUAGAUAUCUUCGCUUCUUCGUUGUGGAACAUCAUGGCACUGAAGAUAACUUAGUUGCUCUCAAACUAGAACUUUUCGGUUGUGAAAUAACUACUGAUGUAACAAAUGUUUGUGCAAACGCUCCGCCACUGCAGUACCCGACCGGAUGGUACCACAGAGGAUUUUUAGAAGUGGAUUCGAAAGUUUACGUCUGCGAUGCCAAUCCUAAGAAAGACUUACAGAUGUUCUGCUAUUAUUCAGAAGACGGUAUGAGUUGGUAUCCACUGGAUCCACGAUUGGGAAACGUGAAUGUCUACGACAAGGAAAAGAAAGUGUUAUAUGGUAUCUCCAAUGAUAAAGUCUCCUAUAUGUCAAGCACGGAUGGAUUAUUUUGGAAAUCCGUUGAACCAGCUACAGUCAUCGAUUUAAUAAACGGAUGCACGCUUCCAAAAUGUAUCAAAGUAUUGACAGUUCCUUGGCGAAAUGGCACCUAUCUUGGUACAGAUACAGUAUUUAGCAGCUUCACAAUGGAGAACUGGGGAGCAUCAUACAAUGGACUUUUCAAGAAGAAUAACGGUGCCUGGGAGUAUAAAGCAGACUGGUCAAACUGUGGCCCUUAAGAUGCAGCACACACAUACACAUACACACACACGUAUAUAUGUAUAUAUAUGCACUUAUAUAAAACAUUUAAUAUAUUUCUUGUGACUAUUUAGCCAUUUUAUGAUCUUCACCAACUUACCAGACUCACACACACAUAUAAUAAUAUAGACACCAGCUUGCUUGUCUCCUUAUUUACACACCUGAAAGAUAAAAGAUAACUAACAGUUCUGUAUUAUUUCCAUCUCUAUUUACCUUGAAAAUACCAAAAGCUACCAGAAAUAAAAUGAUGUAAAGACAAAAAAGAAAUAGCAUAAUCUCACUUGUUUGCUUUUCAAUUCCUUUAAUUAUUUUUGUUUUAAAAAGCAAAAUAAUUGUUUCAAUUUUUAUUGAGCCCCUUAUAUAUAUAUAUAUA
Messenger RNA from Octopus bimaculoides (California two-spot octopus), 1568 nucleotides. RefSeq lists its product as uncharacterized. Gene Ontology annotation, cellular component: membrane. The record is from RefSeq and is a predicted model, not a curated record. Gene Ontology annotation, biological process: homophilic cell-cell adhesion. Gene Ontology annotation, molecular function: calcium ion binding. NCBI's taxonomy places the organism in Eukaryota, Metazoa, Mollusca, Cephalopoda, Octopoda, Octopodidae.